CAUUAUGGGGUUACAACAGUAUGCAGCUGCUAUAUGUUGGUAUGGUGGAUGACAAGAAGAUUUAAGGGAAUCUUUCUGAGCUGACUAUUGAGUCUCCACAGCAAAUAUUUCUGACAGUUCCAUAAUGAUCUUAUGCAUGGAGCUCUUGACUUCUUUCACCUACUUCUCCUCCUCCACCCCAGCUGUUGUCCCUCUCUCACUUCCAUCCUACCUUUUUCUGUAUAUCAUCUGCUCUUUCUUCCUCCUUGGGAUUUCUAUUUCCUGUCCCCUCUCUUCUUCCCUGUGAUUCAGCUCCUCAGUGGCGACAACACUACUGCCUGUGUCAGCCAGCGCUUCCAGCCCCAUUCCAGCCAGGAAAAGCUGCUGCUGGAGGUUGCCGUAUCCUGCAGAGAGCCAAAUGUGCGUGUGUGUGUAAUAGUACGAGCGUACGCAGAUGGGAGAGCAAGUGAGUCAGGAAGGGCUGCCUCUCAUCUCUCCACUGUCAUCACCAUCUUUCCCUCUCCCUCCUCUUGUUCUUCUCUGCCAUGGAGCUCCAACUGGCUGAAUCCAGACGAGAUCCACACAAAGGGCUGAGCAGGUAGAUGCAUUUGAGUGUGUGGCGCUUCCGCCAGGAUGAAGAGUGUGUGUGUGAGGCCAUGGACAUCAGGCUCUGCUGUUGUGUUCUUCAAUACACUGGCCUUGUCCUGGACAGGUGCUAUUGAGCCCGCUCCUAAAAUUGAUGGGUGGCAGCAGGCGGCUGUGACGCUUCAGGAGAACAUGACACACAAGUUUAACUGCCAAUCAGACAGCUGGGAUUCUCGGGCUCCGCCGUUGCUGACCUGGUACCUGAACGGGGAACAGCAGGGGGAGCCGUCGCCAAACCUUGGCCGUCUGGUGAUGACGUCACAAAAAGAUUCUGAGGUCUUAAGACCGGGGACCAAUCACAACAGUACCUUCUCUCUGCGGGCCAGAAAGUGGGACAGGGAGCUGGUGUGCGUUGCAUCAAACCCAAGGACAGGGGAAAGUUACAAUGCAACGGUCACGCUCAAUGUCCAGUUCCAGCCAGAGAUCCUCAGGGUAAAUGCCCACUACAGUGAAACCUCAGACCCCGGCCUCUCCCUGGUCCUGUUCGCCUUGGUACGCUCUAACCCUCCUGCCACCAUCACCUUCGUGGACCAGUCGGGCCAGCUGGUGGCCAAUACCUCUGACUUCCUCAUCCUGGACUCACGGAGCUACCCGUGGCUGACCAAUCACACCCUGAGGGUCACACUGAGCAGUUUAUCAGGGAACUUAACAGUGAAUGCCAGCAACAGUGUGGGAAUGGCUCAGAGCAACCUCACACUGGCAGAGUUCCUGCAGUCUCGCGUGGAGGUUCCCAUGCUGGGAAUAGUUACCGGUGGAGCCAUGGCCUUUAUGGCCCUCCUCAUCCUCAGUCUAAUAGUUCUCUGCCUUAUGCAAAAAAACAAGAGCAAGAUCAUUGAUGAACCAGUGGAGAUCCUGAUGACCAAGAAAAGUGAAUCAGCAAACCUGAAGAUAGACAGAGCAGAUAAGACCAACAUCCCCAGAGAGAACAUGUCUCUGCCUUCCAACAUGCAGCUCAACGACCUCAGCACUCUGAGGAAAGCUCGAGAAGCUGCCCAGCAGAACAGCGUGGGAGAGGAGAAGAAAGAGGAAGAGGAGGAGGAAGAUCUGUCUUUAGCCUACGCAGCAAGAGGUUUUGCCAGGUAUCCGAUGGUGGGCUACAUCUAUAAAGUGAACAGCACAAGCAGCGAGGAAAUCUGGCUCUGACGGACGUUUAAGUAACACUCCAACUGUUUGUGCAUGUAUAACUACGUCUACCAACGCUGCUGUCUGAGAGGAAACGCACUCAGCGAGUCCACCACUAAUCAGUCACCUUCAAGCUGGAAACAAAGUUCAGAGAACAUCUUGUUUUUGGAGACUGUUCUCCAACAAUUGCACAAAACAUACCUUUGAAUGUUAGUCAUGCUGUAAAUCAGGUGCUCAGGCGUCUGUUCUGCUGUUAUAUCGUCUCAUUAAGACUCAUUAAGUCUGUCUCAGUUUCCUGUAACCACUUUCUCAUGAUUUUGACCUUUUGGUUGCGUUAAUGGAAUGCAUUUAAUGUUCUCCGCUAAAAUCAGAACAUUUAUUUGGACAAAUAUAAUAUGAAUAUGCUGGUGCAAAAUUACCGAGUAUAGAACUGUUUAUGGACAUGAUUCAUGUCCCGUCCUGUAUAUUUGUAUGCAUAUGUGUAUAAAAGAGGAGGGGUAUAAUAAAGAUAUUAUUGAGAUUGUAUCCAAGUAAA
This is a messenger RNA of Girardinichthys multiradiatus, 2281 nucleotides long. RefSeq names its product transmembrane protein 25. Gene Ontology annotation, biological process: negative regulation of excitatory postsynaptic potential. The record is from RefSeq and is a predicted model, not a curated record. Lineage: Eukaryota; Metazoa; Chordata; Actinopteri; Cyprinodontiformes; Goodeidae. The transcript has 9 exons. Bases 613 to 1767 code for a protein of 384 amino acids.